AUGGCGUUCACGGCGGUGCUCUUCCCCGCCAUCACCACCGUCAGUCAGGCCCACCCGUGCCGCCACCGUAUCCUCUCACCCAAACGAGGCAGCAUUUCCCGCACCCUCGCCCUCCCGCCCUCCGCGGACCUCCCCUCCCUCGACGCCCCCGUGGCCCUCGCCGCCGCCUCGUCCGUCGCCGCCCUCGCCGCUGCCCUCUCCUUCUCGGACCCCGAGCGCCGCCGCCGCCAGCAGGCCGAGGUGGUGGGCGGCGACGAUAAAGAUGUCGUCCGCGUCUACUUCAACAAGACCGGAUUCGAGCGGUGGAAGAAGAUCUACGGCGACGCCAACGAGGGCGUCAACCGCGUCCAGCUCGACAUCCGCCUCGGCCACUCCGAGACCGUCGAGAACACCCUCGCCAUGCUCCGCGACGGCGGCCCGCUCGCCGGCAUCUCCGUCUGCGACGCGGGGUGCGGCACCGGUAGCCUGACCAUCCCGCUCGCCCGGGAGGGCGCGCUCGUCACCGCCAGCGACAUCUCCGCCUCGAUGGUUGCCGAGGCCGAGCGCCAGGCGCGGGACGCCCUAGUUGGCCAUUCCGGCGCCCAGAUGCCCAAAUUCGAGGUCAAGGACCUCGAAUCACUAGAGGGAAAAUUCCACACGGUGGUGUGCUUGGACGUGCUGAUCCACUACCCUCAAGAGAAGGCCGAAGCCAUGAUCGCCCACUUGGCGUCGUUGGCCGAGAGCAGGUUAGUGCUCAGCUUCGCUCCCAAGACCUUGUACUACAACCUCCUGAAACGGGUGGGCGAGUUGUUCCCCGGCCCGAGCAAGGCCACGAGGGCCUAUCUGCACGCCGAGGGCGACGUCGAGCGGGCUCUGCGCAAGGUUGGGUGGAAGGUGAACAAGAGGGGCUUCAUCACUACCCAGUUCUACUUCGCCAAGUUGUUCGAGGCAGUGCCUGUGAGCUCGGCCUGAGACGGGCAGUAUCACCAUGAAAAUGCUCUUCUUGCAGCUGUACAUGUAGCUAAUUAAUGGUUGAAACAUCACAAAUGUGUUUA
Zingiber officinale is the source of this 1034-nucleotide messenger RNA. Its product is annotated as magnesium protoporphyrin IX methyltransferase, chloroplastic-like. Gene Ontology annotation, molecular function: magnesium protoporphyrin IX methyltransferase activity. The record is from RefSeq and is a predicted model, not a curated record. Gene Ontology annotation, biological process: chlorophyll biosynthetic process. The coding region runs from base 1 to 951 and encodes 316 amino acids. The transcript is spliced from 2 exons. Lineage: Eukaryota; Viridiplantae; Streptophyta; Magnoliopsida; Zingiberales; Zingiberaceae.